This is a messenger RNA of Pelmatolapia mariae (spotted tilapia), 2114 nucleotides long. Its product is annotated as protein NLRC3-like. NCBI's taxonomy places the organism in Eukaryota, Metazoa, Chordata, Actinopteri, Cichliformes, Cichlidae. Gene Ontology annotation, biological process: intracellular signal transduction. The record is from RefSeq and is a predicted model, not a curated record. Bases 117 to 2099 code for a protein of 660 amino acids. The transcript has 4 exons.
CCUCCCCAAACCCUCAAACCCUCCUACCCACCUCGACAUACAAACUCUGUGAGGCUUCACGUGUUCUGUUGAUGUUUAGCCUCGAGGCAGACUAACUCCACCCUGACAUCAAGAAGAUGGAGGAAGAGGAUGGAGCAGGAUCUGCAGCAUCCAGCUGUGUGUCUGUGAGGAGUGACCGGUCCAAAGGAGAACCUCGACAGUUCAGUAAUGAACCUGCAGCAACAAUAGCUUCUGCACAGUGUGGAGAAAGAUCCAGAAGCAGAGCUGGACUGCAGACAGCCAGUCAGAGCAGCUGUGUACAAACAGAUGUUGGUCUGCAGGAGGUUUUAGAUGAACAUAAGAUCAGUCUGAGGAGGAGAUGUGAACGUGUGACUGAAGGAAGUGAUGAAACAGGAAGUAGAACCCUCCUCAACACCAUCUACACUGAACUCUACAUCAGAGAGGGACAGAGUGAAGAGGUUCAUACCCAACAUGAGGUGAGGCAGCUGGAGACAGCUUCCAAGAUGGACGCCCUCCAUGACGCUCCAAUCAGGUGCCAGGACAUCUUUAAAGCCUUACCUGACCAACAGAGACCCAUCAGAGUGGUUCUGACCAACGGCGUGGCUGGUGUUGGAAAAACCUUCUCAGUGCAGAAGUUCACUCUGGACUGGGCAGAGGGCUUGGAGAACCAACAUGUCAGUGUGGUGGUUCUGCUUUCAUUCAGGGAGCUGAACCUGAUCAGAGAUGAGCAGUACAGUCUUCUGGAGCUGCUCCAUGUUUUCCAUCCAACAUUACAGAAGGUCACAGCAGAGAAGCUGGCUGUCUCUCAGCUUUUGUUCAUCUUUGACGGCCUGGAUGAAAGCAGACUUUCAUUGGAUUUCACCAACAGGAAGCUGCUGUCUGAUGUCACACAGAAGUCAUCAGUCAGCCAGCUGCUGACAAACCUCAUCCAGGGGAAUCUGCUUCCCUUGGCUCUCGUCUGGAUAACUUCCCGACCCGCAGCAGCCAAUCAGAUCCCUCCUACAUGUGUUGACAGGCUAACAGAAGUACGAGGCUUCACUGACGCCCAGAAGGAGGAGUACUUCAGGAGGAGAUUCAGUGAUGAAGAGCUGUCCAGCAGAAUCAUCUCCCACAUGAAGACAUCCAGGAGCCUCCACAUCAUGUGUAGUAUCCCAGUCUUCUGCUGGAUCACUGCUACAGUUCUGGAGCACAUGUUGACUACAGAGCAGAGAGGAGAGCUGCCCAAGACCCUGACUGACAUGUACUCACACUUCCUGCUGGUUCAGACAAAGAGGAAGAAGAACAAGUACCAUGAGGGACAUGAGACGAGUCCACAGGAGCUGACGGAGGCUGACAGGGAAGUUCUUCUGAAGCUGGGGAGGCUGGCGUUUGAACAUCUGGAGAAAGGAAACAUCAUGUUCUACCAAGAAGACCUGGAGCAGUGUGGUCUGGAUGUGACAGAGGCCUCGGUGUACUCAGGAGUUUGUACAGAGAUCUUCAAAAGAGAGUGUGUGAUCUUCCAGAAACCAGUCUACUGCUUUGUUCAUCUGAGCAUUCAGGAGUUUCUGGCUGCUGUCUACAUGUUCCACUGUCACACCAACAGGAAGACAAAGGUGCUGAAGAACUUCCUUAAACCAAAAUCUUUAAUUAAGAUGAUUUCCAGUCUUUUUGAUAACAAAGAUCUCCAAUCACUUGAUGUAUUUCUGAGGAGAGCCAUGGAGAAAUCCCUCCAGAGUAAAAAUGUCCACCUGGACGUUUUUGUUCGCUUCCUUCAUGGCCUCUGUCUGGAGUCCAACCAGAGACUCUUAGUAGGUCUGCUGGGUCAGACAGAGACCAGUCCAGAAACCAUCCAGAGAGUCAUCAACAACCUGAAGAAGAUGAACAGUGAUAAAAUCUCUCCUGACAGAAGCAUCAACAUCUUCCACUGUCUGAUGGAGAUGAACCACCUCUCAUUAUUUCAGGAGAUCCAAGAGUUCCUGAAGUCAGAGAACAGAUCAGAGAAGGAACUCUCUGAGAUCCAGUGCUCAGCUCUGGCCUUCAUGCUGCAGAUGUCAGAGGAGGUUCUUGAUGAGUUUAACCUGCUUAAGUACACUGUAAAAUGUAAUAUUGUGUUUAAUUAAAAAUAUUAAAUAGGC